This is a messenger RNA of Nanorana parkeri, 363 nucleotides long. RefSeq names its product mediator of RNA polymerase II transcription subunit 28-like. NCBI's taxonomy places the organism in Eukaryota, Metazoa, Chordata, Amphibia, Anura, Dicroglossidae. The annotation marks the transcript as partial. Gene Ontology annotation, cellular component: mediator complex. The record is from RefSeq and is a predicted model, not a curated record. The transcript has 2 exons.
AUGACCGCCUCCCGGCCAAUCAGCAGUGCAUCGAGCCGAUUUAAUACGCUGGUGGACAAGCUGGAGUCCUCGUUCGAGGCGUGCUUUGCUUCUCUUGUGAGCCAGGACAAUGCGAAUGAGACAGAUCAGGAGGAAAUUUGUACUGGUAUUGAACAAUGCACUCAGAAGUUCCUUGAUGUUGCCAGACAAACAGAAUUUUUUUUCCUGCAGAAAAGAUUACAACUUUCUGUACAGCCAGAGCAAGUUAUUAAAGAGGAUGUGACAGAGCUGAUAAGUGAGCUACAGAGAAAGGAAGCACUCACCCAAAAACACCUAACUAAACUUCGAAGCUGGCAGCAGGUUCUGGAAGACAUUAAAGGAGAA